UCUGUCACGCGUCAACGCGGCCCAAGUUCGCUGCACCCAUUAACGCAGCAAUGCAAUCCCAACCUGCAGCAAACUGUUAUGUAUGCAGCAAAACAAUUCAACUCAAAUGCAACCUAUUCUUUCAUCCUCCCAUGCCAACACUGCCACUUAUCAACCGAAUCAUGUUCAACCUCAAUCUUAGAACCUCG
Molecule: messenger RNA, 188 nt
Organism: Dovyalis caffra
Lineage: Eukaryota; Viridiplantae; Streptophyta; Magnoliopsida; Malpighiales; Salicaceae
Source: the annotation of a GenBank genome assembly